UUUUGGGGUUUGUUGCAUCUUCGCUUUGACCGGAUGUGGCGGAGUGGUGAAUAGGAAUUGCACCUUUGUGAGGAAUACAGGAUUUCCAGGAGCGGAUACAAAUAAUGCCAGAACGUGUUCCGUCACGCUCAACCGGUUUGUGGACAAUGUGUGUCAAAUCCGACUGGAUUUUCAACCUCUGACGCAGCUUCCACUAGGAACAAUUGCAGGCUCUUGUGGUGGAACAGGAGACAGCCUAUCCGUGAUCAGCCCUCAUUCCUCUUCGCGAAGCGCUUUUCCACCGGCAAUCUGCGGCACUCUCACCGGUCAACACAUGUACUUCGAGAGUGGUCGAAUGGGCAGCACGGCGGGCCAGAUUGACAUUCUCCAAGGAUCGGGAAUGGCCGAGCGACGGUACAACAUCAAGGUGUCGUACAUUCCUUGCGACAGCCGAGUUCGGGCUCCGAGUGGAUGUACUCAAUUCUUUACGGAAGACACGGGAACAAUUUCGUCGUACAAUUUCGCUGGUGGCCAAUUGUUGGGCGAUCAAAUCUACGCCAACUGUAUUCGUCAGAAUGAAGGUUUUUGCCGGGUGCAAUACUCCGAAAGUGCGAUCGGUGCUCCUGAUCCUUUCGAUUUAGAUCAGGCUCAGCCCACAGCAUCCGUCACGGAUAACUGCAUGAGCCUAAAUCAUGUCACUAUCCCAAGUUCGGUGCUUGAAGUACUAAUGACAGGCGCUGGAAACUCAGACACCGUUACGAUUGUCCCCUCCAUGAGAUGCAACACCAUUUUUGGAAGCGAUCCAGGAUCCACUGUCCCCAGCACUUUGACGUCCUUGGCAAAUGUUCCAUUCGUGGUGAAUUUGCGAACCUUGCCCAGUGACAGUGGCAGAUUGGCCUCGCGCUCAGGAUUCAGCUUGGAUUAUUCACAAGUGCCCUGUUAGGAAGUGUAAAUAUCGACGAUUUUGUUAUUGUAUUUGAGUGAGCUUUUAAUGUCAACUGCUAAUAAAUCUGCUACUAUCCAUUGCUAA
Tigriopus californicus is the source of this 1009-nucleotide messenger RNA. RefSeq lists its product as uncharacterized. Bases 314 to 922 code for a protein of 202 amino acids. NCBI's taxonomy places the organism in Eukaryota, Metazoa, Arthropoda, Copepoda, Harpacticoida, Harpacticidae. The transcript has 12 exons. The record is from RefSeq and is a predicted model, not a curated record.